UUUGAGGGGAGGGCCACAUCACGCCCACUCAGCAUACUUGCAUGGGAAGUAGGAGUACAAAUAACAUGCAUAUAGCGGCGAACAUGCACUUUAUUUCCACUGAGCUGGUACUCGCGUGAUACUCCAUCCCCAAAACACUCAUGGCUCAAGCUCUUGACAUUGAUCGCUGCAACUUGGAGUGUGACUUCAACAACACAGAGCAUUACACUGACCUCAACGGUGUGGAUCGCCUGAUCGUGAGGAGGGGCCAACCGUUCAAUAUCAGCUUGUCCCUUCGCUCAGGAAGCUACGAACCAGGACACAGCUUUCUGGACUUCAUUGCAGAGACAGGACCUCAACCUUCUGAGCAGUAUGGCACCCGGGCCUCCUUCAGCCUGUCGGCCAAAAUCGACACUUCGCGCUGGAGUGCGGCGGUUGUCAGCCCCCCCGGAGACACAGUGGCGCUGUCCCUCUGUGCCGCCCCCAAUGCACCCAUAGGGCGCUACACCCUGACCUUGGGACAUUCUGCACGGAUUGACUUCAUCCUGUUAUUUAACCCCUGGUGCUCAGGAGAUGCUGUAUAUAUGGACAAUAAGGAAAGUUUGGAAGAAUAUGUCUUGUCCCAGGAUGGGAUUAUUUUUCGAGGUGAUGCCAAAUAUCCAAUUGCAACUCCAUGGAACUUUGGCCAGUUUGAAAGUGGAAUCCUGGAUGUGUGUCUGAGGAUUUUGGACAUGAAUCCAAAAUGUCUGCGUAAUCCAGGCAAAGACUGCUCAGGCAGGAGAAAUCCCAUUUAUGUGGCGAGAGUUCUCAGUGCUAUGGUUAAUUGUAAUGAUGACAAAGGGGUUGUGCUGGGAAACUGGACAAAUAACUAUGAUGGGGGCGUGAGCCCCAUGUUCUGGAAGGGCAGUGUGGAGAUUCUGCGCAACUGGGACACACAAGCUUGUCAGCCUGUUCGUUUCGGCCAGUGCUGGGUCUUUGCUGCUGUCGCCUGCUCAAUUUCCAGAGCUCUUGGCAUCCCCUGCAGAGUUGUUACUAACUACCACUCAGCCCAUGACGUCAACAGCAACCUCGUGAUUGAACGCUACAUCAACGAAAAUGGGGAACUCAUUCGAUCCAAAGAAAUGAUCUGGAACUAUCACUGCUGGGUUGAGAGCUGGAUGACCCGACCAGACCUAAAUGAUUCUGCUUAUAACGGCUGGCAGGCCAGUGACCCAACCCCUCAAGAAAAAAGUGACGGAGUGUUCUGCUGUGGGCCCAUCCCUGUCAAGGCCAUCAAGGAGGGUGAGCUCAUGUACAAGUAUGAUGGCCCCUUUGUCUUUGCUGAAGUCAACGCUGAUGUCAUCACCAUUAUGAAGAAAACUGAUGGCAGUACAUCCAAAGUUAUCUCUACCCAACUGGUUGGAAAGAUGGUCAGUACCAAAGGCAUUGGCACUGACAACAGAGAAGACAUUACUCAUCUCUACAAGUAUCCUGAAGGCUCCGACGAGGAGCGUGGGGCCUUGAAGAAGGCCAACCACCAAAACAAGCUACUCCAGAUGAAGGAGAACGAAGGUCUGAACGUGACCAUCAAAGUCUCCACCGAGAUGAACAAGGGCUGCGACUUUGACGUGUUUGCUGUGGUGACCAACAACACGCUGAGUGACAAGAAGUGCCGUCUCCUCUUUGGAUCCUGCGCCGUGUCCUAUAACGGCUUUCAGGGAGGCAAUUGUGGCUUCAAAGAUUUGCUCAAUGUUGAGCUGUCACCUGGAGGAGACAGGAAGGUUCCACUAAGGCUAAACUAUUCAAAAUAUGGUGGGAUGCUCACUGAGGACAACAUGAUCCGUCUGGCUGCUCUUCUAUUCGACUACACCACCUCGAAAGCAAUGCUGGCAGUGAGAAACAUUGUGCUGGACAAUCCUGAAAUUAAAGUCCAAAUCCUGGGUGAACCCAAGGAGAAUCGCAAACUGGCGGCCGAGAUCACUCUAAAAAAUCCUCUGCCAGAGCCCUUGGAAAAUUGCUGCUUUAGCAUGGAGGGGGCCAACCUGACUGGAGGAAGCGUCAUCUCUGAGAGGCUAAGCGCCACAGUGGGACCUGGGGAAGACGCCAAGGUGAAAAUGUACUUCACCCCCACCCACAGUGGGCUGAGAAAGCUGGUGGUCAAUUUUGACAGCAGUAAACUGUGUCACGUCAAGGGCUACAAAAAUGUCAUCAUUGGAAAAUAAUCACCUGUGAGAUAAGAGCAAUAUGAGGCCUUCAGCAAACAGCUCUUCUUUGUGUUAUGCAAAACAUAACCCCACAAAUAUUUUAAUUCUGAGACAAACAGUGUAAUGUUACAAAAGAAUAGUUCAACGUGGGAUAUCUUUGUAUAUAAAACUGCAAAUAACCAUUUUAUACAUUAAAUACAGAAGUGUUGUUAAGCAUAUUGGUGUUAAAGUGUAUGAUUGCCAUUUUAAGCAAGUCUUCAUAAAAUACAAUAUUUCUAAACAUAAA
Messenger RNA from Syngnathoides biaculeatus (alligator pipefish), 2448 nucleotides. It is a transcript of the gene tgm2b, whose product is annotated as transglutaminase 2b. The transcript is spliced from 13 exons. Bases 141 to 2180 code for a protein of 679 amino acids. NCBI's taxonomy places the organism in Eukaryota, Metazoa, Chordata, Actinopteri, Syngnathiformes, Syngnathidae. The record is from RefSeq and is a predicted model, not a curated record. Gene Ontology annotation, biological process: peptide cross-linking. Gene Ontology annotation, molecular function: protein-glutamine gamma-glutamyltransferase activity.